This is a messenger RNA of Arachis stenosperma, 1518 nucleotides long. RefSeq names its product tyrosine decarboxylase 1-like. The transcript has 3 exons. The record is from RefSeq and is a predicted model, not a curated record. Gene Ontology annotation, biological process: amino acid metabolic process. Lineage: Eukaryota; Viridiplantae; Streptophyta; Magnoliopsida; Fabales; Fabaceae. Bases 1 to 1518 code for a protein of 505 amino acids. Gene Ontology annotation, molecular function: pyridoxal phosphate binding; carboxy-lyase activity.
AUGAACCCUGUUGAUCCUGAAGAAUUCAGGAAACAAGGUCACAUGAUAGUUGAUUUUCUUGCUGACUACUACACCAAAGUUUCAAACUUUCCGGUUCGAAGCCAAGUCGAACCGAACUACCUUCGAAAACACUUGCCAGAUUCAGCCCCAUUAGUCCCCGAACCAAUCGAAUCGAUUCUUGAAGAUGUUCAAGAACACAUCAUACCCGGAAUCACACACUGGAUGAGCCCUAAUUACUAUGCCUAUUUUCCAAGUAGCGGAAGCGUAGCUGGAUUCAUGGGCGAGAUGCUUAGUUCCGGACUCAAUGUGGUUGGAUUCAAUUGGAUUUCAUCACCAGCAGCUACUGAGCUUGAAACCAUUGUUAUGGAUUGGCUUGGCGAAGUUCUAAAGCUUCCACAACAAUUCCUUUACAAAAGUAGUAAUAAUAAUGGUGGUGGGGUUUUGUUAGGGACCACUUGUGAAGCUGUGUUGUGUACACUUGUGGCUGCAAGGGACAAGAAGCUUCGCCAAAUUGGGAGGGACAACAUAGGGAAGCUUGUUGUUUAUGGUUCUGAUCAAACACAUAGUUCAUUUGGAAAGGCAGCACAAAUUGCUGGUAAGGGUAUUCAAAAUGUUAGGGCCAUCAAGACUAAGAGAUCAAAUUCAUUUGCUUUGAAAGCUGACUCACUCCUUUCAACCAUUCAUUCUGAUGUGAAAAAUGGGUUAAUACCUAUUUAUUUAUGUGCCACCGUGGGAACAACCGCCACAACAUCUAUUGAUCCAUUAAUGGAAUUAUGUGAUGUGGCAAAAGAAUAUGAAAUUUGGGUCCAUGUUGAUGCUGCCUAUGCUGGAUCAGCUUGCAUUUGUCCUGAAUUUAGGUCUUGUAUUGAUGGUAUUGAAGGUGCUAAUUCUUUUAGCUUCAAUGCCCAUAAAUGGUUCUUGACCAAUUUAGCAUGUUGUUGCCUUUGGGUAAAAGACCAUAAUGCCCUUACAAAAUCCCUCUCAACUAACCCUGAAUUCUUGAGGAACAAGGCUUCUGAGUCAAAGCAAGUGAUUGACUACAAAGAUUGGCAAAUAACUUUGAGUAGGAAAUUCAAUGCACUCAAACUAUGGCUUGUUCUUAGAAGCUAUGGUGUUGAAAACCUAAGGAAUUUCUUGAGGAGUCAUGUGAAUAUGGCAAUGACUUUUGAAGGGUUAGUGAAAUUGGAUAAGAGGUUUGAAAUUGUUGUUCCUAGGAAAUUCUCAUUGGUUUGCUUUAGGGUUUCACCAUAUAAUAAUAAUAAUUGGGAUGAUAAUUACCAUAAUGGACAUGAUGACUAUGGGAAAUUAGUGAAUGAUGAUUAUUUAGUGAAUGAAUUGAAUAGAAAAUUGUUGGAAUCAAUCAACAAUUCAGGGAAAGUGUACAUGACUCAUGGUGAAGUUGAAGGUGCUUUUAUGAUUAGAUUUGCAAUUGGUGCUACCUUAACUGAGGAACAUCAUGUGAUCAUGGCAUGGAAGUUGAUUCAAGAGCAUGCAGAUUCUUUACUAGGUUCCUCAUAA